Messenger RNA from Thrips palmi, 2061 nucleotides. RefSeq names its product alpha-(1,3)-fucosyltransferase 10 (gene FucTB). The coding region runs from base 458 to 1819 and encodes 453 amino acids. Gene Ontology annotation, molecular function: alpha-(1->3)-fucosyltransferase activity. The record is from RefSeq and is a predicted model, not a curated record. NCBI's taxonomy places the organism in Eukaryota, Metazoa, Arthropoda, Insecta, Thysanoptera, Thripidae. Gene Ontology annotation, cellular component: membrane. The transcript is spliced from 7 exons.
UCCACUGAAAUGGAACUCGCUGCAUACCUGUGCAUUGAGUGAAAAAAAAUCAUAAGUGAUCAAUUAAUAUGUAAAUGAAAUGGCUUUCUUCUCUUGUGUCGACUGAUUGCUCACCAACAAUGCUGAAACAUUUCUUCAAAGAAAGGGGCGGGCAUGGUGGCUAGCUUGCUGUAGGAAAGAUGUCUGCUAGCUGACAAAGUAGCAGAAAGAAAGUCUGAUUUGGAAUGGUUGAAAGGACGCCUCAGAAUAUUGAAACACUCGAAUUGAAACAUCUGUGCACUUUCAUCGUUGUUCAUCCAAUCUCAUUCAAUAAUGCAGUGGACCGGACUAGCCGAACAUUUUGCGCCUUCGUGAGGUGUACAUAACCACUACUUCAAUGUGCCAUAUGUAACAAGUGUCAUGUGUCAAACGUCAAACCACAUUUUCGAAUUUCUCCAGUUAUUCCAGUAAAUAAUUAAUGGAACUUUCGAGGUCUUCAGUCAGAUGUCGGACUCCUCUGUUGUUGACCUGCCUAUUAUCACUGUCAUUCAUAUUUAUUCAACUUCUGUUCCAACUAUGGUUAGAAUGGGUUGAGGACACGAGAAUACCGGUUCGCCAUCUCAAGCUUGGAAAAUUUAGUUUAAAAGAUGUAAAUGAUAUUGUACUUGUUUGGUGGACUCCUUUCACUGGCAAUUCUGGUUCCUUCCUAGACUGCGGAGAAGUGAGAUGUUUCAUUACUCAAGAUCGUCGCUUUCAACACCAUCCUAAGUUUCAGAUGCAUCUUUUUUAUGGAAGCAAUAUAGAUAUUUUUGAUUUACCUUUGCCAAAACAAAAUAACAUUUUAUGGUCCCUUCUUCAUGAAGAAUCACCAAAGAAUGUUCCAUUUCUUUCUCACAAAGAGGGCAUAUCCCUUUUUAACUACACUGCAACAUUCAGUCGCUUUAGUGAUGUACCCUUAACGUUACAGUAUGUCUCGGAUAUUGAAUCAAUCACUGAUCAUCAUUACGUUGUGCCCAUAGAACGGAAAAAUAGUCUCCUCCAGCACUUAUCUCCUGUACUGUAUGUGCAGUCUGAUUGUGAUACUCCAUUGGACAGGGACAAAUAUGUUCAAAAACUUAUGGAGUACAUACCUAUUGACUCUUAUGGAGCAUGUCUACACAACAAAGAACUUCCAGUAUUAAUGACAAAUCCAAUGGAGUCCUUCAAUAGUGAAGAGUUUCUUCAUUUUGUAGCACAAUACAAGUUUACAAUAGCAUUUGAAAAUGCUGUUUGUGAUGAUUACAUUACGGAAAAGUUAUGGAGACCACUUACUGUUGGUUCUGUACCUAUUUACCUUGGUUCUCCAUCAAUUGAGGACUGGCUGCCUAAUCAGAAGUCUGCAGUAUUAGCUUCAAACUUCUCUUCUCCCAAAGAACUGGCAGCUUACCUAUUGGAAAUCAACUCUGAUGAUGAAAAAUACACAGCUUUCCUCUCACACAAGGGCGGAUUAAUUACCAACAAGUAUUUUGUAUCAGAAUUAACGUCUCGCUCUUGGGGAUUACCCGAUAACAGUCAUUAUCAUUACAUAGAUGAGUUUGAAUGUAAAAUGUGCCUUCAAGCUCACCUAAACGCAAAUGGACAUGCAAGAAAGAAGGUGGCUAGUCAAGAAGAAUACUUUUGCCCCCGACCCAAGUCAUCCAUCACAAAACAAGAGGACCCAUCAAAUCUAUGGUUAGAUUUAUGGGAGCAUGGCAAGUGUGAAGCAACUGUUUUAAGCACAUUCAUUCAGAAUGGGCAUUGGUAUAAUGCUUCCUCAUUCAAUUCUGAAGUUCAGUCUCGAUUUAAGAAAGGUACUUGCUAGUUUGUGUCGAGGAUGAAAUAGCAGUAUGACUACAGUUUGUAAUUGUAAUUUAACUAGAUUAUCUAAAUUUAAGGAAUAUCUAAGAAAAACCAACUAUUUUAAGAUAGAUUUUUUUUUAAUUUGUACAAAUUUUAGUAAAGAAAACCAAGAUGAAUUGAUGGAACCGUGCCACAGGCCUUGAUCCAUAAAUUUGAAAAUGAUAAAAUAAAACCAGGAUUAGUGAUGCAAAUCACAUCACAUCA